Elaeis guineensis (African oil palm) is the source of this 848-nucleotide messenger RNA. RefSeq lists its product as uncharacterized. The record is from RefSeq and is a predicted model, not a curated record. Lineage: Eukaryota; Viridiplantae; Streptophyta; Magnoliopsida; Arecales; Arecaceae.
GCCACCCCCCGUCAUCCCAAAACACCCCUACUUCCCUUCUCUUCUCUCUCUAGAGAUUCUCUCACACUGUCCUACUUUUCUGCCUUAAAUACACCUGUAAGUUCUCUCUUUCUUUCUUUCUUGUGUCCGUCAUGGCGGAAGUUUCUGUUUCCGGCAACAACAAGAGGUGCCGAGAGGAGUCAUCGUUGGAGCCGGAGUUGUCGCCGGAGGCGAAGCGCCUCCACGCGGACUUCCUUCUCGAUAUCCUCGACGACGAUGAGGAUGAGGCCAACUCCGGUAACCGGGACCUGGCCUCCGUUAUGAAGAGCCUCGAGGAGGAAAUUUCCCCCCCUGGGAAGCGGGUGGAAUUGGCGUCGGAUCAUAGCGAUCCUCCGCGCCUGGCCGAGCUCGGGUAUCUUCUGGAGGCGUCGGAUGACGAGCUCGGCCUCCCGCCCGUGGCGGCGUCGUCGUCGUCGUCGCUGGAGCCGGCGGCCACUGCGGGGGCCGAUAAGGAGGAGGCAGCGGAGAGCGCGGGGUUCGGUCAGAUCUGGAGUUUCGAUGACGAGAUUUCGGGGUGUUACGAUGCGCUUGGAUUCGGAAUCCGGCCGGCGGAGGAGGACGGCGUGGUUGUGGACGAUGGGUUGUUCGAUUAUGCCGAUGUGUUGUUCUGUGGGCCGUCCGAUUUCUCGCGGCAAGCGGAAUCUGUGCCCGCCAUCUGAUGGAGCUUUGUGUUGUCCCUUGUUCUUACAAAAGACUUGUGGAAAAUGGGAUGGUAAGAAAGAAACAAAGAACUGUCUUAUCAAAAAAAGAAACAAAGAACUUGUGGAAAUGGGAAACUAGUUGGCUAAUAUUACAAUUUUCUGUUUUUU